This is a messenger RNA of Nicrophorus vespilloides, 2712 nucleotides long. Its product is annotated as SUN domain-containing protein 2. The record is from RefSeq and is a predicted model, not a curated record. Bases 463 to 2643 code for a protein of 726 amino acids. Lineage: Eukaryota; Metazoa; Arthropoda; Insecta; Coleoptera; Silphidae. The transcript is spliced from 5 exons.
CUAUAGUGUAUGAGUGAGUGUGUGUGUGUGCACUAGACGACUCUCCUCUACCUGUUGCUUUGCGAGUGUUUACCUCGAGGUAGAGCGUACAAAUCCGCUGUUGGUGCGACAACUCGGAACGGUACCUCAGGAACGAACUCGAAUACACUCGCGCUUUACAUUAAAUCCCAUCCAAAUUUGGACUCGAGAGGAAUCAAGUUGUAUUAUAUAUACCCAAUCAGACAAUCAGUUAUCGUUAUUUCUAGUUCUACAUACAGAUUAAUUUGUUAAAAGUGUGUGUUUAUUUAUAUUUUUUUUAUCAUUUUUUGGUGUUGUGAGUGUGCGUUUAUAACGAGCAGCAGCAGCAGCAGCAGCAACAGGAGAACAAGUUGGAUUGAGUUGAGGAGAAGUGAAAGAAUGGUAACGGAUCCUAAAAGAAUUGAUUGGUAGGCGGGGUAGACAUCGUAACGACAGAUAUCGAAGAUGGCGUUGAAACUAAAGAAGGAAAUAAAAAAGUCCUCGUACUAUGUGUGGUUCUUGGGCGCGAAGGAGGCGAAAGGGCUCAGAGGAAGCGAAUACAUACUACCCAUCAUAGAGAACUUGGAGGAACGUGAGAAGGACAUAGAGCCGUUCAAAGUUACGCUGCAGGUGUCGCACAAGGGUCUCAAGAUCGUGCAGAACAUCGUGUCGCAGGGCAACAAGAAGCCCAAGAACGAGACGAUAAAGCAUUUCAUACCGCACAACACAAUCACCUGCGUCCACCAGAAGGAUGACAUCAUAGCCUGCAUCCUGCUGCUCUUCAAUCCAGUAACAAAGUGCCCGCUCCACGUGCACGCCUACCGUUGCGACAGUUUGGAGACGGCCUCACUGCUGAAGCAUCAACUACAGACGUUGAUAGAGAAACCUGAGAAUCAGAAGAAGUUCGUUGAAAUCGAGGGUAGACUAGGCAGAUCGAGCCAAAACAACAACAACAACAAUAACAGCAACAAGAAGUUCGAGUCAUCGAUUGGCAGCGACACAGGAAACAGCACCAGAGAAAGCGAAAGCAGCGAGGAAAGGUUCGAGUCAACUUCACGCGUUGCAACCUUAUAUGAUUCCGUGGCCGCAGAACUCAGGGCUAAAUUGAACAAGAACGAUGUGCCCAUACUGCUGCCACCUAGGGAUUACGAUACGGUUCAUAGGCAGAAGGGAAAUCUGACGGGGAUCGAACUUAGGCGAUGUUUGAACAGCAACAUCGUCGGACAAAACGUGAAAGGUCGGAGGUUGGAGAGCAGCGGCGGAAGUUCCGGCAUCGGCUCUGAUCAUGCUCCUUCGCCGGAAUCACCGCCGGAAGUCAACGACAGGUACCACGGCAUGGAUGGACACAGCACAAGCGAUGAUGAUUGGAAUGGGGACAAUGAGACGUCCUUGUACCUGAUGGACACGGUUUCUUCUUCGCUGGGUCCAUCUAGUCGGGAAGAAAUUAAUGAUGCGACGAUUGGAAAUAAGUAUGAUUAUAGAGUGGAGAAGAGGAAUCCGCGACAGUUCGAUCAGAAGGCUUCGAGGCAAUACUUGGAAGAGCAUAUUAGGAAGAAGUUGGCAGCGAGGGCCGAGUUGGAGGAGAGUUAUAUGGAAAGGUACGUGGAGCCGCAGCCGAAGCCCAGGCAUCAUCAAUCUUCAGAAAGGUCUAGAAUGGAGAGGUACCAAGGGGAGAGUGAGCGAAGGAAGGAGAUGAAGGAGAGUUACGUGGACGAGGAGUACGAAUUCAAAGCUCCCAUACCGAAAGCGAGGCAAAAGUACCACAGAGACGACGAUUAUUACGAAAGACAGUACUACGAGGACACGUUGAAGAAACGAGCGGCCGCUUCGGGCAGGCAGAGAUCUCCCUCACCUAAAUACGUUGAAGAUAUUCCGGUGUCUCCGAGAGAUCGGUUCAAAGAUGCGAAAGAGAAAUUCCUUCUGCUGGAACGGGAACGCAUCGAUCAGGAGUUGAGAGCAAGGAAGGAAGCUGCAGCAGCUGCAGCUGCAGCAGCGGCAGCGAUACCCACCGCGAAGGAACGUAAAGCUUAUUACAAAAGUGACGAGCAGCCAAUUUCACCCGUACACAAGGAGAAACAUUACAUUAAACGACAAGAAAGUGUAAACUACAAUAACGACAGGUAUAACUAUGAGAGCGAAAGGGAAGGUCGUUACUAUGACGACAGGUACGGAGGAGACACGAUGCCGAAGCCUGCUCCUAGGACGCUUCACACCGAGGAAGUUAGGUAUAGGAGAGGUGAUCAGCAACAGAUGGUGGAAAGCAGCAGGUACAAAGAGAAGUACGACCCGAAGAGGCGAUCCAUGUUCAACCUGUCCAUAGAAGAUCACAAGAGGAAUCAAUCGGAAAUUGCGAAGGAGCUGAAGCGACGCUCGUACAUGGAGCAGCAGACGGACGACUUCUACAACGACGGUCACUUUUCUAAAUCCAACGGCGAUUUGGAUCAAGUAUCCGCAAGGUACGAUUCCUCCAAAUACGUGAAGAACCAGAAGAGUUCCAACUAUCGCAACAGCUACGCAGAGCCCAAGUACAAUUCGCGCAGCCAGGAACAGCAGCAGCAGAAGAAGUACGAAAUGUUGCACAGGACGAACAGCUCUGUCUCCAACAGCAACGGCCGAGUGGGUAUAGCGAGCGUUCAUCCAUAUUGAUCUUAUCUACUUACUACAAGACAGGACAAGAUCGAGAAGACAAGAAUAACUUUAAAAUUUUAACUAAUU